AUGGGAUUGGUAACAUAUUGUGAACGGUUUGUUAAUAACCUGGCAACAAUCACAGCACCAUUACGCGAGUUGACCAUCAAAUGCGUUGUUUGGAAAUGGACAGAUAGGCACCAACAGGCAUUCAACAAGGUCAAAGAAGAAAUUGCGAAAGAUUGUACCACUGCUUUUUAUGACCGAUCUAAACGAACUCGAGUAACAGUUGACGCAAGACCAGUCGGAUUAGGGGCCAUUUUAUCACAGUUUGAUAGGGACGGCAACGAGGGAAUUGUUGCGUAUGUAAGCCGUAGUCUCAGCAAGGUUGAACAGCGAUUUUCACAAACUGAAAAAGAGGCGCUUGGAGUUGUUUUUGGUUGUGAGAAAUUAUGUAUCUUAUUGGAAUUGAAUUUGAGUUGGAUACGGAUCAUAAACCGUUAG
Paramuricea clavata is the source of this 414-nucleotide messenger RNA. NCBI's taxonomy places the organism in Eukaryota, Metazoa, Cnidaria, Anthozoa, Malacalcyonacea, Plexauridae. The record is from the annotation of a GenBank genome assembly.